UUUGUACUCAAAAAUUCAAUUGUUUUGAUUUGAUGAUUCUACUUAUUUGUAAAUGAAUGUUUCAUGAAAUAUAUUAUUACUAAGAUAAUUUUAGGCAUAAACUUAUACCAUUGUUUAUUGUCUAGAAGCAACAAUAUUCUAUAAUGGCUCAAACAGAAGAUAUAGAGUUGAGAGACCUUGUCAUUGAAGCAUUGGAAAAGAAUGGUUCACUUGCUAAAAUACGUGCGUUGUUAAGAGCUAAUAUUUUCUUGGCAUUUGAAGACGACUGUGAAAAUAUCAAACAAAAUGAGUGCUUAGAUGACGUGCUUAAAGUUCCAGAAGGAGUACUUGCGUUAUCUAUAAUACAUGAGUUCUUGGAAUUUUGUAACCUCAAAAAUACCUUGUUUGUUUACAAAUCUGAAACAAGGCAAGGAAAAGAAUAUACUUGUAAGAGUCAACGUCUUAUCCUCGAAACUCUGAAAUUAAAUGAUACGAGUGUUGAGAAAGAACCAGUCCUUGUUACACUCAUUAAAAAUAUUUCAAACACAUUAAAUAGUUACAAAUAUCACAAUCGCUUAAGUGAGAGUGGAAAUAAAUCUUCUUAUUCUGUCCAUAAUGAAACAAGUUCCUCUACAAGUCACUCUCAAUCUGACAUAUCCUCUGAUGAAAAGAAUAAAAUAGACUUAAGAUUACCAUUAGAUAAUUCAGAUACUGACACAUCCACUGAUUCUGACAGAAACAAAUACAGCUCCGAGUAUGUUCCUAAUAAAGAUACAGUGUUGAGUGAUAAAGAUAUAAAUAAGACAUUUAUUAAACCAACUACUACAGCAAGGAAAAAUAUUAAAUCAUUGAUGGAUUAUUCAAAUAAUUAUUUCAUGAAAAAGCAUGACACCAGUGUGCCUCUAAAUAGCAGUAGUGAAUCUACAUCAUAUGUAGAGUUAAAGCCGUUUAACAGAUUAGAUGAAAAGCUUUUGAAUACAAAUGGGCUACCAAACAGUGAUGACUUAUCUAAUAAUAUGGAAAAACAGAAAAUAUCAAUACACAGUGAAUCCAAAAGUGAUAUAGUAAAAGUGUUGAGCAGUACUUCUUGUGAGGCAACAAAAGAUGCACUUAAUAACCAAAGUUCCAAGAGCCACAUUGAAAAAACAAAUCAUUCUGACAAUGCAACAGAUUACACAUUUGAAUUUACAUCACCAACAUUAUCUGCAAUCACUUCUGGGAGUAAAGAAGCAAAAGAACCACAGAAAGAAGAUACUAGAAGUAAUUCAAAUGAUCAUAAAGUGGAUUCAAUUAACUCUCCUAGAUCAGUUAGCUCAGCUUCUAUAUCAGAUGUUGCUGAUAUUGUACAAUCUUCUGAUGAACAGCAAGAUAGAACAGAGUCAAUCAAACUCAAUAAUGAUAAAACGGACAGUGCGAGAAGUGCAGAUCUGAAGAUUAGUGAUGAUUCAGGUGAUUUUUCAGUCUCUCCUAUACCAUCUCUCUCUAAUUUAAGUCUAAAUCUUACUGAUUGAAAUUAGAUUAUAUUUAUUCAUUGUACAUCAUGUGAAAUCCUUCAAGGUAUGUGCUUUGUAGCUGAAUCAUGAAAACAUAAUUAUGGAAGUAGUUAGUACAUUCACUGUUAUCCCUUCAGAGCUGUAAUAUAGCUUUGUGGAAUCAAUAGUGCUAGUUUUAAAACACUAUGUUUCUUAUUUAUUUAUUUCUUAACUAAAAAAAAUACAAAUUUACAUAGGGUAGGCACAAAUCACAAUCAAAAAUCCUUAUGAUACAUUUCUUGUGUGUCAGAGCUAUCAAAUUAUAUAUAAAUUAAAAUGUAACAUGAAUGAAACUAUAUAUGUAUAAUUUUGUGAAUAAUAACAAAAUUAAAAUACUAUGUGCUAAAUAGCGAAUAGUUUAACACAUUCACUGCUCACUUCUCAGAUCUCUGUAGAACAGGGAUAGCCCUGUUACCUUACCCUACUCUAUAGUAGCAAUGACUUCCACUCAGAUCUGAGCAAGUAUCCUAUUCAUUUUGUAGUAGUCAGUAAAUUACAGGCAUUUGAGGCGAGUCAAUGUUGCUUUGUGUGGCAACUCUGGCAAUCUAGUCUUAACUUAACUUAUGAAAACGAGUAUACAUUUAUCCAUAUUUUCAAAAAUUCAUAAUAUGUACCAAAAAAUAUAAUCAAAAUUCGCCUUAAGUAAGUUCCCAGCAAUUAUUUUUAUUUAUUUUGCUGGCAGUGAAUGUGUUAACAUUUACUUAUGUCCAAGUGAACCUACAUCUGUAAAAAUAUUAGCUUUUAUCAAUAUGUCCAAUGCAUAGUGCAGUUGCCUCUUAUUCUGUUGCCAGUGCAGUUUGUAUGUAUAUAUUUAUUUCUCUUAUGAUGAAGGAAAGCAUUGUAAGAAAACCUACAGUAGGCCUGCAAAGAAAUUCAAUGGUUGUAUUUAAGCUUAUCAACUCUAAUUAAUUAGGCUUAAUAUUUUUUUGGUUUACACACAAGAUAUGCACACAGUAGAUGUUGAGUUACAGAAAAAAGACUUUGAAUAUUGAAUGAUGUUACAUAGGACCCUUUGCCUUCAUUCCUUUGCUUUCUUAUUGACACUAUGUUGGCACAAUAGCAUGGAGGGCUUGCACACUAAAACACAUAUGUUGUGAUUUAGCCACAAGUUGUGUGUAUUACCAUUUAGUCUAACAUCUGUAGUAGUCAGUUCACUUUAUAUAACAUACAUAUAGAUGUGUCUAAAAAUUAAGUCCACAUGAGAAGUGCCCUAUCACAAAUACUAAAUGUAAUAACUUAAACAAUAUAAUAUUAACAGGUUACAAAUUAUUGUAUUAAUAUUAUCAUAUCUGAAUGUUCGUACUAAUUGGAAUGUUAAAUAACCAUAACACUCGUAAAUGCCAGUAACUUUCAUGCCAGCAACUUUUCUGAUUUACUGGCAUGUGUAUCCCCCGCUUUAGAUUAUGUAGAUCAUUGAUGUAAAGUACCCGUAUAGUGAGAGGAGUCCCAGACCAUGCUAUUCCUAUUGAUUUCCUGAAUUCUAUCAUUGGAAUUUGGAAUCAAAUAAAAAAUAAAGUCAUGUUUAAGUGUGAGAAAUAGUGUGUGUUUUUUUAUGGUUCUUUGAAGUGGAUCAAAAUAUUUAAACAAAUUAGCCAACUAUAGUUUUACAAUGAAUUUUAGGCCAUUCGCAGCUAACCCUUCACUUCUUAAUUCCUUUGGAGCAACAACCCCAUGUGGGUCCUGGCCACUUUAAUAGUUAAUCUACAUUUUACUUUGAUCCUAGGUGUAUCAUCCUCCAUUGCACCUUAGCCUUUGAUACUUGCAGAACUAUUAGUGAAUUUGUUCCUAAUAUAGCUACUGCCAGUGACGUUGUCCGUGUGGAAGCCGCAAAAAUAGUUUUAAAAUAAACAAAAUAUACAAGUUUCAAAUUUUUUUAAACAAAUUAGUAUUUUGUUAUUAAACUCGUCAUGAACAGUUUGUUCAAGCCUUGACAUUUUUCUUACUUAGAGAAUUUUUAUACCUGUCAUUACUUCUAAAUGAAAAGCCAGCUCCGAAUCAUUUAAAGUGGAAUUUAUGCAUAAAUAAACUAACCUUAAUCAUGAAACCAUUUAAGUGGAUAAGUAUCAAUAUCAUGGCAUCAGUAUUAUGACUAUUUAAUCACCAUUGUAAUGAAAAAAAAAGAAUCAUUGUUGCCAACUAUUAUACUUGGCAUAUACCAUCACUUGACUUUUUUCUCUGUAAUCAUAUUCAAUACUAUUCAUUAAUAGGUCUUUAAUAUAGUUAUAGAAUACUAAUUUAUAUGUUUUCAAUAGUUUCCCCAGCACAAGCAAAAUAUAACUUUUAUAGGCAACAUUCUGAUAGACAUUGGAAUACAAUGUUCCGAUUUGAUAAGGAUCUCUAAUAUUUUUUAAAAUAUAGUAUAACUUAAGCUACUUGGUGAAAAUGUAGCAUUCUAAUGGUAAAAUAAUUUUUACAAUCUGUCUAGUAGUUUUUGAGUUAAGUUGUAACAACCACACAAAAACUCAAAUCUUUCCUAUUUAUAUUAUUAGUAUAGAUGAGAGAUAAUUAUACUAUUUAGUACCUUAUAUUUGUGCAGUAGUUAUAAAUAUAUAUUUUAUUUAUUGUUUUCUAAUGCCUUAUAAAAAUGUUCUAAAGCUUAGUAAAAACAGUUUUACUUUUAAUGAUAUUGAUAUUUUCAUGCAGGAUAUUUAUAAGAUUGUAUGGUAUUUUUUGUAAUGUACGGAAGUGAGAAUGUAUAUGCGGCAUGGAUGUGAGUCGGAUAUGGCAGAAGAAGCAGAAUUAACACUGUUGUGUGAUCAUUGUGUAGUAUGUGAUCACUGUGUAGUGUGUGAUCACUGUGUAGUAUGUGUGGAGUGAGACUGAUUGAUAGAAUUCCAAAUGUAUACCACAUUUGGAAUGUAUCAGUGCUGUGGUCUGAAAGAAGGUGUUGUGACAAGGACUGAGAAAGGAAUGCUGAAAUGGUUUGUACACUUGGAGCGAAUGAGCGAAGGAAGAAUGACUUAUCAAUAAAUAUAUUAGGCAUGUGUGUGUGGGCAAUUCGGCCGCGGGAGACCUCGUAGAACAUUCCUCAACUAAAUUGAGGAUGUUUUGAGAUAAGGAAAGUACCGAAGCACCCGGAACUGGCGAGCAUGUAUGAAAAGAGGAAUUAAUGUAGUAUGUUGUAGUAGUGUUUGCAUGGAAGCAAGUGGCAUUCUAUUGUCUCUGCCUACCGACGGAAACAAGGCGUUUGUGUGUGUGUGUGUGUGCGUAUUUUUUUUAUAUUGGAGACACUAUGAGAGACUGGUACAAGCUAUAAACUUUUAAUUUAUACAAUUAAUACGUUAAUAUGCUACGGAAAAGUAUAGUUUUAGUAGCUCUAGUGUAUAAAUUCCACUCUAUACAAAUCGAUUAAGUAAGUACUUAAUUUAAGGAAUAUUUUAAUUUUAACCAUACUGUACUUUAGGAAUGAAGGUUUUUUUUCGUGUGCAAGGUUGUGCCUUAUUACAAACAAUUUUAAACAGUGGUUCCUUUAAAUUUCAGUCACUAUAAAUCUAGUCCUAGAAACAUACCUACAUAUAACUGGUCCGUCCAAAUUAUUUCAUUCGAGACAUUUAUGUUAAUUUAGCAAUUCAUAUGUAAAUUGACUUUUAAAUAAAUAAAUUGCUUUGA
Messenger RNA from Leptidea sinapis, 5120 nucleotides. Its product is annotated as centrosomal protein 43-like. The transcript has a single exon. Gene Ontology annotation, molecular function: protein binding. The record is from RefSeq and is a predicted model, not a curated record. The coding region runs from base 144 to 1490 and encodes 448 amino acids. NCBI's taxonomy places the organism in Eukaryota, Metazoa, Arthropoda, Insecta, Lepidoptera, Pieridae.